UCGGCGCCGUAAAAUUCAGUUUUCGAAGCCGAUUUGUCGAUCCAAGCGAACAACUAUUCACAGAUGUAUUUGAACUUGACUUUGACACGAGUUUGUAAGACCAUGGUCGAUGGAAUCGAUCUGUACAUAGAGCGUGCCAAGGCCUUCCCUCUUCCGUCGCAUCCCGUAUGAUUGGAUUAUUCACUCUCAACUAAGUAGAAAGCCAACCAAAGAGACCUUUGAAUGUCCUCAAUCUACAAACAGAUCCCGUUCUCGAGGAUAGGCUGGCAAAUGCAUCACAAAUGUGUUUGCACGGCCAUGCCGUAAUGAUUUCAACCCAACUAUCAGUGACAAAAGGCCCUCAAGGCCUGCGUGUGGCAAUGGUGUUGGAAGCAUUAACCUCGAACUCGGAAUUAAACAGAUACAUGCAGUUCGGUUUUGAGCAGUCUCUGUGGGACUCUGGAAAGAGGCAGGUUUCGAGGGAGUUUGGGUGCAUUGUGGUUCCCAAUGCCUGUAGAACCAAUCGAGUACAAAUCAGGAUCGUAUUUUGACGUAGAACAGCCGAUUACGGGUUCAUUCUUCGGAAGAGUUUUCGACUCAAAGGACCCGAUUAUUGGAAACUCACAGUCUGAAAGUUCAUUGGAGUUGGCCUCUCGUGACAAGGUGUCAAACUCGGGGAACCUGGGCUUGCCCGGAUCGAACACGAGGAAAAUGAGGUGCGCCCCGCCGCUUCUUCGGAAGUUUCUGGCCGAAUUCUUGGGAACCUUUCUCCUGGUGAUUUUUGGUGACGGAGCCAUUGCCCAACACGUCUUGGGUCAGAAUCAAUCAUUCCUAUCGAUUUGCUUAGGAUAUGGUUUGGGCCUCAUGAUCGGCAUCCUUGUCAGUGGAAACGUGUCAGGAGGUCAUCUCAAUCCAGCCGUGACUUUGGCCAUGAGCUUGCUCCAAAAGUGCACUUACAUCUGUGUGCCCGUGUAUUGGGCGGCCCAAUACUUGGGCGCCUUCGCUGGCGCCACCGUUCUUUAUGGGGUGUAUGCAGAUGCUAUUGAAGCCCAAUUGGGCAUGAAUAUGUCUAGUGCUGGGAUUUUUGCCUCGUAUCCCAAGGAUGACAUCGGUGUGGUGACACUGAUUGUGGGCCAAACUUUGGGAACAGGGAUCCUUUUGAUCAUCAUUUUAGCAGCGACAGACAAGAAGAAUAUGAAUGUGCCACCCGGUCUCUUGCCAUUGACUAUUGGAUUGGGCCUCACCGCUAUUCACAUAAGCUUUGCCUAUAACGCAGGGUGUGCAAUCAAUCCCGCUCGAGACUUCUCUCCGCGAUUACUCACCUAUGUGGCUGGUUUCGGGAACGUUUUCUCGGCGGACAAUUAUUUCUUUUGGAUCCCUUGGAUUAUGCCCCAUAUUGGAGCCGUUAUUGGAGCCUUGACUUACUACUACUUUGUGGAAAUUCAUCACAAAGAUGAAGACGACGAGGAAGAUGAAGAUUUCUGAACCCAAUCGGGGAGAAACCAAAGACUAAAUCGUUUAUUACAAUAAUAGUAGUACCAAUCUAUUAUCAUCGAAUGCAUGUCGAUCCCGGGUUAAUCAGUGACACAAUUCUAUGCUCCCAAUACUUAAUUUUGAAUGAAAAAAAAAGCGUUUUAUCUCU
Tigriopus californicus is the source of this 1621-nucleotide messenger RNA. Its product is annotated as aquaporin-7-like. Gene Ontology annotation, cellular component: plasma membrane; basolateral plasma membrane. The transcript is spliced from 3 exons. The record is from RefSeq and is a predicted model, not a curated record. Gene Ontology annotation, molecular function: water channel activity; glycerol channel activity. Lineage: Eukaryota; Metazoa; Arthropoda; Copepoda; Harpacticoida; Harpacticidae. Gene Ontology annotation, biological process: water transport; glycerol transmembrane transport. The coding region runs from base 487 to 1464 and encodes 325 amino acids.